AUGGCAAAGCAAAAGCAGAAAGAGUCUCAAGUUGAAGAGGAAGAAGAAGAAACUAAUCAAGAAGAAGAAACCGAGGCUUGUGCUGAUUCAGAUGAGCAAAGUUGGAGCCUUAUCGACAAACUUCAAGAGGUUGGAAUUGGUGCAGCCGAUAUUAAAAAGUUGAAGGAGGCUGGAAUUUACACUGUGGAAUCAAUCAUGAUGAGAACACGUAAAAAGUUGUGUGCCAUCAAGGGGUUGAGUGAAGCUAAAGUUGACAAGAUUUUGGAAGCAACAUCAAAGAUUAGUUUUAGUGGAUUCUCAAGAGUUAAGCAAUGCGACUCUAUGAACUUUUGGUAA
Molecule: messenger RNA, 336 nt
Organism: Naegleria gruberi
Lineage: Eukaryota; Heterolobosea; Eutetramitea; Acrasida; Naegleriidae
Exons: 3
Coding region: 1-336 (111 amino acids)
Biological process (GO): reciprocal meiotic recombination; mitotic recombination; DNA recombinase assembly
Cellular component (GO): condensed nuclear chromosome
Molecular function (GO): DNA strand exchange activity; nucleotide binding; double-stranded DNA binding
Source: RefSeq, a predicted model, not a curated record